AUGAUAUGGUCUGAUACGACGCACAUCUCACCAAAUAGGUCGUGCUAUCACGUCGUCUUUUCGUCGUAUUCACGUCAUGUCGUCCCAUCAGGGAGUAUUGAUGAUACUGUUGACACGGCAACAAAAACAGAGAUUAUUAUUCCCUUGGAUGAAACUGACAAUGAUAAGGGAUCUGACCUUUCCAAAGAAGGCUCAAAGGAAGAUUCUUCUUCAGGGUUAAAGGGAGUUUCUUUCCAUGGCCAUGACUACCCGACCGACGAGGACCAGGCAACGCCUCGGGAUGACGUGGAAAGCCUGCGCAUUGAUACUCCAGAGGACUCAACUGGCACAAAAACAAGCUCUGGCUCUGAAGAAAAUGGGGAUCCUAUCAUUCCACCUACCGUAGUUAUCUCGAGAACAGCUGACGUAAUCGAGCUAAAGGACGGCGAAUUAAAUAUCGUUACACAAAUGGAGAAAGAAGGCCUUGUUGCAGAGGGAUUGCCUGGAGACUUCGAUGGACCUGUAGAGGAGAUAAUUAUCACCAAAGGGGCACUUCAGACACUCUCUGAAGAAAGCUCAGACCAUAACUCUAGCCCGAAAAUAUCACCGAAAAUAGUCGCACUAACUGUUGUUGCUGCUUCAACAAUAGGUCUUAUUGACGCUGAGAAAGAAGAUGCAGAGCAUUCUCAGCCUGAAUACGCUUCAGAAAAUAAGGACGAAGAAGACACGGUAGAAAUAAUUGCUGCUGACUUUGAUCAUAAUCGUUUUAUUCACGAAGAAAUAAAACAUUCCAACCUUCUUCUUGGAAAUCAUGCUACUGUCCACAGUCGGCCGCAGGAUGUGGGGCUAGUCAGAACAGAUACCUUGCAUACCGGCACAGCUUUGUCUUUUCCUCAACACUCUUUGCAAGAAAAUUCAGACAGUUUGCGUCAGUCUGUAAGCCACGACGAGGCGCAUUCCGAUUUUGUUGAACCUGUCAAACAAGCUGUUAAUUCUACCACACACGCUCAUGAAAGUGAAAUCGGAAAGCACGUCGCAACUUCAUUUGCAGCUGUUCAACCAAUAGCAAAUGUGACAGAUAUUGAUGACAGCGUCGAUGUAGAUGAGACGGGCAAACCUAUUCCAGUUGACGAAAACGGUAAACCAAUGUACAGUAACCGGACGAAAAGGGCGGUGCAUGAUGAUAAAGACAUAACAGUUGCUAAUGAUAUAAUUCCUGACAAAAGUGCAGUACAACUUUCGCGGUCAGGAUCCAUUGUUGCAAAAGAAAGUGAAAAUAAUCAUUGGUAUGGUUCCCAAAUGUCUACUGCCGGCUCCACUCUCAUCAAGCCAGCCCUAGCAAUGUCUCGUGAUCCAACUCUCGAAACCUUGCACCCUUGUGACGAACCAGAAUGCAUAGCAGUUGACGUAAGGGUGAAAGACAAAAGUGGCAUUCAAUCCACAGGGAAAGAAGGCGAACAAACGUCCCCUGUCGCAAGAAAGGGUAUCGAUGUUAUGAAAGAAAUGAGCUUGGUGACAAGCAGAAUAGGCCAGUCAAUCAUAUCGUUAGGAUCCGAUGAAGCUGUAGAAGCAGGUGCAAUGGCCAUGGAAACUGGAGAUCCACCUGAACCAAAACGUUCCGACUCGCAGGAGUCAUUUAUCAUAUCUGCGGACGCUGUAUACAUACCAUUAAACCCGCCAGGAAUGAAGCAACCGCACCUUGAGCGAAUAGAUUCAAUCCCGUCAGUUUCAGGAAGUGUUCAAGAAGAAUUCGGUCCAGGCAUUAAACACUCAACGGAGCUUAGCCAGGAAAACAAAAACUCGGAAUUGUCCCAUCAUGGUCAAAAUUACAAUCGUGGAGUUGGCACUUCUUCACCUCGCACCUACACGGUGACGGAACCGAGGAGUACUUCUGCCUAUGUUGAGCAUGAAAUUGAAGAUGGAGGUUUGGAGGUGAACCAGGAUGACGAUGUGCUAAUUGUAGAAUAUCCUACGGACCCACUCGCCAAAGUAACUAAGUGGGAUAACGUGGUUGUCGCUUCUGCCGAAAUGAAAGGCGAUCUUCUGCCAAAAGACGAUGCUGGUCGGUUUGAAUCACUUCCUAAUGAGCCCCAAUCUUACAUGUCAGUUGAUGACUCCCUACAAGAUUUACCAAGCCUACAAGAUGAGGCUGUUGUCAAUGUCGAGUCUGAAUCUGAGCUUCUGGAUUCCAUGCCAGAAGAAGAGGUAGACAGGAAGUGGACUGACGACGUUGUGAAGAUUGCACACAAAGCCCACGGCGCUGCAAAGGGACUUUUCAGUCGUAACGGUGUUUCGCACGAUGACGAAAAUAACAUUCAGGACCCAAACAUUCACGGAGAAAACAUUAUGACAGUUCCAAAAGAUGCUGUAUUAGACACAAAAGAUUCCGAACGUUUAGCUGCUGAGAUAUUCCCCAACGAGGCAGUCACAUCAAGUAAGACAGCUCUGCAAACAGAUACUGUGGACAGCAGUGCGCUUUUGGAUGAUGCCAAAAAUACACAACUGUAUAAGAUAACAAAUGAAACAGCUCUUGGAACUACGGCGGAAAUAAACUCUUCAGAAACCAGCAUUGAAAGUAAUGUAAAAGCCGUUGGCCAUGGUCUAAUUGACAGCGCAUCUCGGGGAUUUACCUCUGUAAAAUCCUCUAUCGAAGAUACCAAAGGCAGUAUUGAAUCAGCUAUUGUAUCUACAAGAAGCAAUCUCAGUUCUGGGGUACACAACGUCGAGGAUAAAGUCAGCAAAGUUCAAGAGAGUGUAGUCGCUGGCUCGGAAGGAAUCAUUGCUUAUGCUGAAGAAACCAUAAACGAGGCUGCACACCAGGGUCAAAGUACUGUCAGUAAGAAACUAUCGGGCAUAGAAGAAAGUUUUGGGGCAGCAUUGGGACACGCUGAAGACAGUGCCGCAACUGCAUUGGAUGCUUUAAAAAGUAAAACCUCUAAAGCUCUCACCGGUGUUCGAGAUGAAAUUACUAAAACUGUGGAAAUCGCAACAGACAAAACAUCGGAAGCUGGUCAGGACAUUAAAACUAAAGCAGUCGAUACCGUACUCGAUGUAAAGGAUUCAGUUUUGAAUGUCGUUGGAAAUGUGGAGAAUUCGAUAUCAAAAGCUGUUGAAGUUGUAAAGGAUAAAACAUCGGAGGCACAUGAAACUUAUGAAGAGACGUCGUCAUCAAUAUUAGAAGCUGUAAAUAGCACGGCUGCUGGGGCGAUCGAAAGUUUGGACAUGUCGAAAUCGAUUAUGAACGCUUCAAUAGACCAUGCAGUUGUUACCACUGUAGAUAAUGUGGAAGCCGUUGCUGAAAAAAUGUCUGAAGAUGUGUCUAGUGUCACAAAAAGGGCUGGCGAAGAUAUAGGUCAAGCGAUAGAGGACAUCGCACAAGCAGACGGAAGUAGUACAUCUGUAGCUCUGGAUACGCUUGACAAAGCUGACGAGGCGUCUUCCACGGCAGCGACAAGUUUAGCACAUGCUCAAGUAGGCAAGAACAUAGUUGCCGGGGCAAAGUCGGAUAGGCUAUUGGAUGGGGAAACGGUAACGGACGGCAUUACAACUGAUAAUGGGAACAACACAACUUCCGGGGUUUUAGCCAGCGCCAGAUCAUCUGCUCAUGUUGUUUUAGAAGACGCAACACCGGUUCAUGUUUUAUCGGAACAUGCCGAGAGAACCGAGAAUGUGGCGAAUUUCGGAGAACCUCGCUUUGAGAGACCCAGUCACGAAGGCACAACACAUUCUGAAACAGAACACCCUGAGGUAAAUAAUAAGGGUGUUUCAAAAAUUGCGGCAGUGCAUAAUGCAGUUUCAGGAAACAUUGAAAGCGUCAGAGGUCAUGUUAACGCUGUACAUGAACUGGGGGCUGCUAAUAGUGCUAAAAUCGAUAUGGGGAAAAUGAACGUUUCGAAUACAGAAUUAUCUCAAAAAGAGGGAAGUUUUUCUAAUGCCACAGAAGAGACGACCAAUGAGAACAACGAGGACUCACUUCAAGGAGUAACAGAGACCGAAAACAUAGUCGUCUUGAGUUCUCAUCUAAAUAAAAACCAAACUGUUGAUGACGUAGCAAACGUUCAAAAAAGCAGUGAAUUGCUCUCAAGUGAAAUCCAUAACGAAGUUAUCACCAAACAAGAGUUAUUUACUGACACAGAGGCAUCUAAGCUCGUCUUUCAGGCUAACGAACGCCUCCAAAGCACUAUUAAGUCCACCGAGGAAAUCGUAAAACAAGAAGAGGCAAAGCUGCAGCAAUCCUUAUUUUCCGAAAAUCUUGCUGCCGAAGAGACUAUCAUUGCAAAAGUUACCCAGGCUGAAGACGAGACUGUUGCAGCGCUAGAAUUGGCAGAAGCUUCAGUUCGGAAAGCACUAGAUCAGGCUGAGUUAACGAUAUCUUCUGAGACAAAUAAGAGCCUGUCGCUUCUUGAACAGGCUCAAAAAAGUGCUAAAGACAUGAGUGGAAAUAUUGAGAAUGAGCCACCUCUCAGUAAUAAAUUGGCCCAAGAGACACACGACAACGUUGAAACUAUUGCGAUUGCCGAAGAUGCUGCCAAAGAUGCGACUGUUAAAGCUCUGGAAAUUGCGGAGAAGUCUGUCAAAGGAGCACUCGACCAUGCUGAAAAUGUUAUUACGGCCGAAUCUCGAAAAGUCUUGGCAGUAAUGAAUGUGGACGAUGACACCAUUGCAUCGAGGAAGAUGGUAGACGAUGCAACAGUACAAAAUGACGAAGAUGUUAAACCUGCAGUCAAGGAUAGCAUUAGAAUUGAUGUAGAAACAAACAAAACGACUACUUUAGACGACACUGUAUCUGUGUUGGAGUUGGCUGAGAAAUCUGUUCGAAAUGCUCUAGAUCGAGCCGAAGAAGCAAUAUCUGCAGAAGCGCUUAAAAACCAACAUGGCCCGUCUGAAGUCACAUCCUUAAAUAAUAAAGAGACUGGGAAAUCCGAAAAACAAUCCAAAAUACCAGUCCUGGUUUCAGGCGUAUCAGAUCAGAAGAGCCUGGACAUAGCCACUGGUAAAACCAGAGUGGCAACAGAAAACACUGCAGAAGACAUUACUUUGUCGAAUUUACAACGGACUGACGAAUCUGUGAAAAUGGCCCUCAGUCAUGCAGAGGAAAGCAUAUCUGCUGAAAUGAAAAAAACCGUACACAGCGGCGCGGAAUACACUGCGCAUAGCGAAAGUGACAUAAAACAUGAGUCAGAAAUUGAGACGGUUGUGUCAACUGCCAGCAAGGUCAAUCAGUUUUCUGAGAGCAUUCACGAACGAGUCAAAAGGGAGGUGUCCUCCCUAAGGGAUUCACAUCAGGCCUCUCCACGUGACAGAAGCGGCGCGGUCCGCAGAGGCCGGUCUACAACAGACAUCACCGUCAGGAAAGCUCCUCUCAAGUCGGACAGCUGGGAAAGUAACCUAAGGAAGAGUACAGUAGCAUCCUCUGGGAAGACCACUCGUACUGCACCCUUAAGCGGGACUGACCAGAUCAAAUCAAAAGUGCCUCACACGAUAAGGUCGGCCAAGAAAGUACAACCCUCGGCUGAAAUAGCCCCGAAAACGUCUGCAGGCGAAGGAAGGCGCAGAGGCACAUUGCGCAAAGCCAAAAGUCUAGCAGAAGACUCCACAGAAGAAUCGAAGAAGCGAGUGAAGAAAAUGCCGUCUCAGGGAUCAACGCAGAAGACAGCCAUAUCAGUAGAAAGCGCCGUUGAAGCAGCUGGAAAUACUGUUGUCGAAGACGCUCUAGACAAGGCCAGAUCCCCACGGGAUCAAAGGGAUGACAGUUCGUCUGAAGCUAGUAAAUCGACAACGAUCACCACCUCAUCGAGUACGCGGCAGCAAACUCAUAGCAGUAGUUCUGAGGUUACGGAAAGUACACUCAUGGUCAAAACCGAACUGGUACAUGCAGCAGCCACCAUUCAAGACGCGUUUCGUGAACAUAGUGGGGUGCCGGUAGACGAAGAUGGCAAAGAAGUAGUGGUCCCAUCUCCACCGAUCGCUCGCAACCCCUUUCAGAUCGAGCCAGUUCUAGAAGAGAUUGCCGAGGAGGUUGGUGUGGACCGUCAGGCUAGUUCGCGUAGGGGCUCGCGGCAAGACUCACAUGGCGCGGACAACGAGGACACGUCGACCUCCGAGUCGUCGCUGUCAAGCGCAGCCACAAAAAUCCAGGCCGGCUUUCGGGGUCAUCUCGCCCGACGACAUCGCCUUCUUGGCGGCCGUCACGGCACGGCUGGAACGGCGUCCACGUCUGCAUCCAUGUCAAUGUCCCGUGAUUCCGACGUAGGGGUUGUACGCGCCAUGAGCCUCCUCGAGGACUCCGAGGUGCAGCGUCACCAGCUAGAUCCCUUAGACCAGCUGCCAGAGGCCGACGAGUACGGACCAGCCAAGUACGUCGCUGAGGUGCAUCGGGCGCAUCAGGAGUCACAGGCUGCGCACAAAGGUGUCGAGUGGGCGCGUUCGCUAGACAGUGGGUUAUCCUCGGGUCCUGAGCGUCACACCCCCGUGCGCUCCGCCGUGUCUAUGCAACAGCGCGUCCUGCGGGGCCCCGACCUGGACGAGCACAUCUGGCGCACCCUGGAGCAGGAGAUGCAGGAGGGCACGGACGACUCCGGGCAGGGCGAGGGCGCCAGGCUGAUGAGCCGGGCGAGCCGCCACCACCACCGGCGCAGCCUGCACCGCGGCAACGCCAUGCAGCUGCCCACCACCUCGAGCAGCACGCCGGGCAGCCUGGACGAGACCCACCUGGAGCCCAGGCACACCGGCGAGUUCCACGACGUCGUCGUGCUGCACCAGUUUCCUCCCGACCCAGAGCAGCAGCAGCCGCAGCAGCAGCAGCAGCCACCAGGGACGGGCCGAGCCGGCUUCACGUCCUCCCCGCAGCUGUCCGAGGCCCGCCCCGCCGAGGCGCCGCCGCAGCAGCAGCAACCGCCGCAGCAGGAGGUCCACGUGGCCGAGGCCGACGCUGAGGCCGACGCUGAGGCCCCCGGCGGCGCGACGGCCGCGGCCCCCCCUCCCCUCGGCGGCGACGCCCCCUCCGCCUCCCCGAGCGAGGGCGCGAUGAAGACAGCCGAGGCCGCCGCCACCAAGAUCCAGGCCGGCUUCCGCGGCUACAAAGUGCGUCGCCAGCUGCGCGAGCAGAGCCAGGACCAGAGCGUGGCGGACGGCGGCGACGACGGCCACGGCACCGACACCGGCGCGGCCAGCAACGGCCAGCAGGGUCAGCACGCGGGCCAACAGUGCCGGAGUGUGGGCGUCCACCACCACGACAUGAUGGAGUCCGGGCUCGCGGAGCCGGGCCUCGAGGGGCUGGACGACGAGCUGCUGCAGCGGUCCGCGGCGCGCAUCCAGGCGGGCGUCCGCGGCUUCCUGGUGCGGCGCCGGCAGCACAACGCCGCCCAGGCCGCCGCCAAGAUACAGGCCGGCUUCCGGGGCUACCGCGCCCGCCGGGACCUCAAGCAGCGCGUCAGGGUGGGCAAGGCCAACCCCAGCCGGCAGUAGCAGCAGGCCGCGCAGUGUAGCGGCGCAGCUCGCCGAAGGGCCACUGCCAAUUCUCACUCGACACCCCCCGUGAGAGUAUGCGGACUGCGGAAGCUACCAACCGCUACGUUGCAUAAGAAUUGAUUAUCUCUCGUUGUAUAUGGUCUGAUGCUUCGGCCACUGAAUUUACCACCCCUUUAAGACCUUAAUUCUAGACAUACGGAAAUACUACUUUGAAAAAUCAGAAUUUGGAAAUGCACUUUGUCAGGAAUGUACAUGAUGAUAAGUGAUAUAUGCCGCAAAAGUUUGGGAAGGGCUGAUUAGUAUGACCAAACAAUUACAGCUUUGUCCCGUUGCGCUGAGUUCACUUUAUGUCAAAGUUUGCCACGUUUUAUUCUUGCUCUUCCUCCAUUGAGGACCAUCAGAGUGUAACUUUAGUUAUUUCGUUUCAAUUACAGCCCGUACGACACCAUUGCCAAUUCUGCUGCCCUGAUGGAUUUGGGGAUGGAGGAGGGAUGUGAGGUAGGAACCCCUAGGGACUACUUUGGAUCCAUCAAAAUCCCUAGGGAGUCAUUAUGGAAUCCCUGGGGAGUCCUUCCCGUAUUUGUGACGCCCUACGCAAGUCCCUAGGGUUUCCUUAUCCUCAAGGAUGUUCAAGGAAACGCCAUCCCUGAGGAGUCCUAAGGGCUUCUUGUCCUAGAACCAUCUCUGUGCAUUCCCCAAGGGGUCCCUAAAGAGGCCACCUUUAGGGCCUCCUUUCCAUCGAUGUCCCUCUCAAAUCCUUAGGGAUUUGUCAUCCCUGUACCAUCCCUAGGGAUCCACCGGGGUCCCACUAGACUUUCGGUCUAUCCUUUCCUAAUUCUGUCCCCCUAGCAUCCCUAAGGACACAUGAAUAUAGAGGGAAUCCCUAGGGACACAUGAAGAUAGAGGGAAUCCAUAAGGACAGAGAGAUAUAAGGAAUAUCUAGGCACACAUACGUCAAUAGUUGCAUGUAAUGAGGAGAAAAAGGGAUUGUAUGGGGAUGUGAAUCAGAUUAAUUUCUCGAAUAUGACAUAAAUAGACAUAUGUUCGGGAUAGAUUACGGUGAUUGGGGAUGAUAAAGUAGCGAAUAUAGAGACUGGAAUCCGGGGAUGGAUUAAGGAUAGUUUAGGGAUGACACAGAGAUGGAAAAAGUAGACUUAAGAUCCAAAAAUGGGUUAGGGAUAGCAUGGGGAUGAUACCGGGACAAAAAAACAACAACUUAAGAUCCAAGGAUGGAUAGGGGAUGGAUUAAGGAUAGUUUAGGGAUGACACAGAGAUGGAAAAAGUAGACUUAAGAUCCAAAAAUGGAUUAGGGAUAGCAUGGGGAUGAUCCCGGGACAAAAAAACAAUAACUUAAGAUCCAAGGAUGGAUAGGGGAUGGAUUAUGGAUGGGUUAGGGAUGACACAGAGGCGUAGAUACAGGCUAGGAUCCGGACCUGUCCUCGUAACAUCGUCCACGUGGUCCAGUGGAUAAGGCUGCGGCAUCCCAAUCGGAUGUCAGAGGUUCGAGUCCAGGUAAGAGAUAAAGGUAUUCUGAGAUUAAAAUGAAAGGACGGCGCGAAUUCGCGAGGGUGGGCGCUCCGGAAGGUUGGGACAUGCUGUAAUCAUUAAAAUAAAAUAAAUUUUCCCCUAAAUUCUGAAGGAAUUCCCAUGUGUCCCAUUUCGGUCCUUUGGAUAUCCCUAGUCCUAUUCCAAGGAUAUCCCCGGGAUAUCCUUAGGGGUUCCAUGUUGAAACAAAUCAGGAUAUCGUCUCCCUAGGGCGCCCUAAGGACGUCCCAUCCAAGUUGGUCCCAUCCCUAACCAUCCCUCAAAUCCAUCAGGGCUGUAAUUGAACACUCCUUAAUUAUUACCAAGUAGAGAAUGCGGCUCUUAUGUUUUUGCGUAUGAAUCAUGCAUCAUCAAAUCAAAUCUGUACGGCAUGUACCUCCGGUCAGUUUGGAUCUUCGCUUCAACUGGCGACCAAUAACGAGCACCUGGUAGGAGAAUCCGCACGAUGAGCACUGCGAGUGAUCGUUGGCAAUUGAACGGGUGCCACUUCUACCGAAUAGUACCCGGGUGGAGUGGCUACGAUUCUUUCAAAAUGCUUUCACUUGCUUGAUCUAAGUUGUAGCGUUUGAAAUAGUUCAGUGUAAAUUCUUGCAUUGACUUUUCUGAGGAUAUCUGCUAUUCUUUAUUAACGGACAUAACUUUAAAGUUUACAAUUGUGACCCAAAGGUUUCUAUUUUAAUUAUGUAGGAGAAACUUCCAAUUAGAUUCCAUAUUUUACAAGGCAGGGACCGGGAAUGUAACGGUUUACUAUUAAAUUUACUUAUGUGUACUUAGUUUAAGUAGCCUCUAGUUUUUGCUGUAAUCGAGAGCCACUGGUUUGGGUGGAUUAGAAUUGUUUGUUACGGCAAACUAGUUUUUAACUACUCACACCCUUGUUGGGUCAAAGACUGAUUUUCGUAUAGUUAAACGGUACUUGGCAGCCUGAGCUUAAUCCGGUGCCAUCGAUGACCUCACGAUGAAUACAUUAGCUUGAGCUCGUCACGAAACUAUAACAAUCAUGAUUGCCGUCCUAUUGAUUAUUCACACAAGAGCUGUUAAAUAAUGUGUAGUGAUGCUGCUCAGGCAUCCCCAGCAAAAAUAUUCUAGCACCCUUCAACAUGAAGUCUUAAGGCACAAAAGUCAGAAAGACUUAGUUUACGAUUCACAUAUAUUAUGACUAUUACCUAGUUAACUUUUUCUUUAUGUAUUUGUGUUACAUUGUGAGCGAAUCUAUGCCAAUAUGCUUUACGUAUUUUCCUUAUCACUGUUAAAUUACAGCUUACAUGUUCUAUAAGGUGCUCCCCCAAAUGAUUGUUUUGCGAGAUGACGCGAAGGAACGCGGCUCGCCGAUAGCAUGCGCAUUACGAACCUCUCCUCAUGAAACGUAAAAUAUCAUGGAGACACUACUUUAAUAGUGGUCUUGUGAGCCUAUCAUGCAUAAAUUUCUUCUUGAUAUAAUUAGGCACCUGCUCAUAGUAUGUUAUCAGUGUGAUAUAUUAUUAGUCUAUUAAUAAAUCAUGUUAUAGUUAAAAUGUC
This is a messenger RNA of Frankliniella occidentalis (western flower thrips), 10509 nucleotides long. RefSeq names its product serine-rich adhesin for platelets. Bases 1 to 7446 code for a protein of 2481 amino acids. Gene Ontology annotation, molecular function: protein binding. Lineage: Eukaryota; Metazoa; Arthropoda; Insecta; Thysanoptera; Thripidae. The transcript has 7 exons. Gene Ontology annotation, biological process: spindle organization; establishment of meiotic spindle localization; mitotic cell cycle. Gene Ontology annotation, cellular component: spindle pole. The record is from RefSeq and is a predicted model, not a curated record.